Molecule: messenger RNA, 540 nt
Organism: Macrosiphum euphorbiae (potato aphid)
Lineage: Eukaryota; Metazoa; Arthropoda; Insecta; Hemiptera; Aphididae
Source: the annotation of a GenBank genome assembly
AUGGGCCUCCUGUUUUCAAAAAUAUGGAGUUACUUCGGCACCGAAGAGCACAAAAUCGUCAUCAUUGGCCUAGACAAUGCGGGCAAGACUACCAUAUUGUAUCAGUUCCUAAUGAACGAAGUCGUACAUACUUCACCGACUAUUGGCUCAAACGUUGAAGAAGUUAUAUGGAACAACAUACAUUUCAUAAUGUGGGAUCUGGGUGGACAGCAGUCCCUCAGAGCUGCUUGGUCCACCUACUAUUGCAACACUGAGUUUGUAAUAGUGGUCAUUGACUCAACAGAUCGCAGUCGUCUGGAUUUGAGUCGUGAAGAACUUUAUAAAGUGUUGAACAAUGAUGAACUAUCUUCAGCUGCGAUUCUUGUUUAUGCCAACAAACAAGACAUGAAAGGUGCAUUAACCGCUGCAGAGAUUAGUAAACAUUUAAACCUGACUUCCAUUAAGAAACAACAGUGGCAUAUCCAAGCUUGUUGUGCUUUGACUGGUGAAGGAUUGUAUCAAGGGCUAGAAUGGAUAUGCAGUCAAUUGAAGAACAAAUAA